UAACCAUGAACAUCAACAGAAAUGACCAUGUGCCGGCCAGUGUGUGUGUGUGUGUGUGUGUAUGAAUGACUGGAUCCUCUGCCUGCUGCAGAGAUACUUCCCAGUGACUGAGAGUGGAACCCUGCAGAGUUCUCUUUCCUUGGAUUUGAGCUGUGACUGUCCUGCUGGGCUUGGAGCCUCCACAUCUAAUACUGUGCAUCUUGACAUUGCUGCUGCACCCUGGGUUCCUGGAGGUGUGGGCUGGCCUGAGCCAAGACAGGCUCAUCUGCGAUGGCGACAGGGACUGCCACCCACAGAAACAACUGCAACCCUGCAGAAACCUCUGUAGGUCAGCAGCUGUGGGGAAUGAAGCACUUCAUGGCACAGCUGCCUGUCCCUCUGAUGGGAUAUGCUAUUUCAUGUAGCAUAUUGCUGCUGUGGAUGCCCCCAGUGGGACACAAACAGUGUCUAGGAAGGGCCAGAGUAUCCCCUGCUUAAAGCUUUCAAAUGCAAGCAGCAGGAUGGGAGCGUAUAUCCACUUGUGUGAUGGGUGUGUUUGCUCAAACGUUAUUACUAUUUGGGAUGCAGCUGCAGCAUCCCAGCAGGGCUACUGCCCUCCUCAGGCUGUCGGCAGAAUGUUUCAGAGCAUGUCCCAGCCUUACAUCUGCCUCUCAGACCCAUGACCUCCUCCCGCUCUGUCUUCCUGACAUACACUCAGCUUCUGGCACCUCCCUAGGGUGCCCAGGUUGUUCAGGAUUCCCAAGCAAGCAUGAAAGGCUUGUGAAGGAUUAAAUUUGGUACACAGGAGGGGGAAAAAAAAAAAAAAAAGUAAGGAAGAGUAUCAUGAUGGUAGAUAUGAAGGAAUAUUUGGAGCCUGACUAAUGCAAUUCCGUCCUGUUCAGCUUCUUUCCAGUCUCCCAGCAUUUGACAGGGAGCUAAGAUAAAUUUUGCUCCUUCUAGACAGGUCGGGUAUUUAAUCAGCAAGUUGGGGGGGUAUUUCUAGUGUUUUGUUAAUUCAGUAGAUUGUGGUGCUUUACUCAGACUCCAAAACACAUCUUGCCUGACCUCAGAUAGAAAGAGGGAAUGAGUCAGCUGGAGUCCCUGGAAUUUAAAAGGGAGGCAGCUGAAAGGAGAAUGGGCUUAAUCAUGAGAUCUCAAAGCCUUUGACCUGGUUUAGUCAUACGAACAGGGCAGAGCUGUCACAUCUCCUACCUUGUGCAAGACCCGUGCAUCUGAGCUGUCUUCUGCUUCCUCAUCACCGUGUCGGAAGUCCUGGACUCUGGGACCUCACUCAUCAACUGCAGCUUGUGGUUGAAUGUCAUGACCUGAUAAAAGAUCAGAUGAGAGAUUUCUGCUCCCUAGUUGACUUAGUUCAGCUUUUUUAAUCCCUUGUUUUGGGGCAUAUUUUGUAAGCACUUUUAGACACUUUGAAAACCAAUAUUUAUCUCCCAAUAAACUAGAUCUUUUUUAUUCUGGCAGUAUUGAUUUUUUUUUUUUUCCUUCAACUGGUUCUAAUGGAGCUUGAAAUUAACAUGUUAUAGGACUUUCUGGUUCUUUGUUUUUAUUCUGCUUGUGUUUCUUACCAGCACAAUCAGCUGUGCAGGUCAAACUCGGGUGUAUUCGAGUAGUCAAUGUGGUUGGCUCUCUGCUUUGUAUGGAAGCAACAGGAACUCUGCUUUUCCAGAUGCUGCCCUUUCGAGACCUACAGCAUCAAGUCAGAUGGAUGGUACUGCUGGUUAUUAUGGAGUCCAGUAGAAUCAUGUUGUUAGGACCUCACACACCUGAUCUACUGCUUGCUGGAAUUGGGGAGGAUGUAUUUGUGUACCGAGACCGUGAGGAGCCUGAUUGCAAUGGUUUUAAACUGUGUGUUCCAAAACCAUGUGAGGAUGCGGAACUCCUCUCAGGUGAAUACUGAUGAUACUAGCUUUUGUGAUGACGUGAGUUGAGAGCACUCCUAACUACAGAGUUCUGUUUGCAGCCGUGCCUAGACAAAGUUAAGGAAGUCAAAGACAGAACACCCCAGCCAGGGUCACUGUAGAGCUGUUUGUCAGCAGCAGUUCAGCUGCAACCCACCACUUACGAUGAGCCUUCUCAGGCCUGGAAAUGAACAUUCAAUCUGCAGAGCAUUCUCUGUGUGCAGCUUUUCUUCUUUUUCUCCCGGCUUUCUUCUGGAUCAGAAAUCUGAGAGAGGUCCAGCUCUUAUUUAAAUUAAGCUAUUUCAUUUGAGAGCUUCAGCAAAACCCCAAUUUAUAACUAGGUUCCUGAUCUUUCCAUUUUGUGUGACUCCCUAGAAGCCUACUUUAAGUGUAGAGGUACCCAGGCCUCAGUGUGUGCACAGAUCUCCUGAGAAGACAAAUGCUGUUGUGGGGAUUCUCUACUCAUCAUACUGUUUGUUAUCUUUGUAGGCAGAAUAAGCAAAGGUGCCAGAGGCAGAACAGCAGCCAGAGGCUGUUCCAGGGAGUCUAGGAAAAGGUCUAUUAGCCAAGUGCCAUAGCUCCUCAUGUAGCCCUCUAAGGAGCUCACUGCAAAACUAUAACAGAUAUCCAAAAUGACUUGAAAUGCUUAAUGCUGCAUUAGUGCUUUAUAUUACCAACCUUGCUGUAUGAUGCAAUACUUCUCAGCCACCACUGUCUGCUAUAAAUAGCACAUUCAGAAGAGAUUAGCUGGAGUUGCAGUUUACCAGUUCAGGUGCAUCCUGAUCAAAAAUGCCACUGAUUCUCAGCUGGGCUGGUAAGAUGUUAUCGUUUCACAGUUCAGUGCAGGAUCAAUGACCCACACAGUCUGUGGCAUGAGCUCCAAACCUGCGUGCCCAAGCUGCUCCCGUGAGAUAUGUAGUACAGCUCUGUCUGCUGAAUCUCAUUCACUCCUCUUCUGUGUGUCUCAGCCUGUGAUUGUUAAAGAGUAUGUAAGUUCCGACCUUGCUGGAAGUGAAUCAAGUGCUGGAAAUAGAACCCCGGUGGGGGUGCGACUGCAUGCUGAUUCAGAGAGACUGCAGGAGCUAUCUAAAUUAGGAGGCAAAUUCUCUGCUUUUGCAUGCCUAGGAUGAGUAAUUCUCAAAGUUAUGACUUGAAGCAACUCAGCCCUAAAUGUAAAGCUCCCUGCUAGGAGAAUACUUUAGCAACCGUAUGUCGCACGCUGCCCGUAGCUGAGAACUAAGCAUCACUGCUCUAGGGACAAUCUGCCCUGGCUGUGUCCAAGACUAAAAUUAGCAGUGUUGCAUAAAUUCGUUUGCUGUGGGUGGUUAGCGCUUUCUUGUCUGGUCUAUAGCAAGUUGCCCCCAUUUUAAUACUAGUUCACUGUUUCCUCUAACGGGAUGAAGCGGGAGACAAUAAACCCAGUGGAGGAGAACCAGAAAAGCAGAAAACCUGUGGUGUUGAGUCUGUCUGAAGGCCUGUAAGGCAAUAUGGGAUGCUACUGAUUUUGAUAUGCUGCCUGGGGGGUUGACUGCUUAAAGCAAAUAAUAGUGUUUCGCCUGAGGGGUGAACUGUUGGAGCAAUAUACCGGAGAAGUCCAGGCUGAGUUUUAUUGCAGACUGGGGCACAGAAGGAGGUCUUAGGAAACAGCUGGAUUACUAAGAGAGAAAACAGUGAGACAAAGUAUUCAUAUGAAGCCAGUGCUGGCAAACUGGCGAAGCCAAAGCUUGUCUCUUGCAUAAAUAAUUGUCUUCUGCUUAGAGACAUAGUGCAAGGCCAGAGGACGCAGUCCAGGAUAAUGUGUAGUUAACAUGUAGUGUUGUUACAAAUUUUUUUGGUGGGUUGCUCUUUAUUUUCCUUUGGACUCCAGCAAGAUGAUGUAGAUGAGAUUUCUGUAAACAUAUUUCCACGGGUUCACGUGAUGCCAGAGUAUUAAGUGGUUUGGCCACAUCUUUAGCCAGAUGAUGAGAAUUAAUAGUACGUUCUGUGCCCUUACAAAUAAAGGCAUGGGUGAGGAAAACAUACGCCUAUAGAUUAGUUAAAUGAAAUCUGUUUAAUGAAGCCUACUUCUCUGAAAUCCACUUCUUACUUGGUAAACCUGUUCAGGAUUAUUAGGCUUUUAGGGGUUAAAAUGGGACAAUCUACUAGGAGCUUAAUGAGAUGUUUUCUCUAAGACAUCUGAAAUAGUUGGAGGAGAAAAUGCUCUAAACCCUUGUAUACUGUAGGUGUGAACUGUGUGUAUAUCCCCAAACCAAGAAUGUCUUCUCAUUUCUAAUUACAUCUAUGACUUGCUUAAGAGUAACAGUUGUUUUUUAAAGAUGACUAUUGUUCAUAUUCUACAUGAUUUGAGUGAGACUGGAUGAGGUGAAAUUCAGGGAUUAAAUACGAAUCUAACCUAGACUGAUGGAGUGUAGGCCUGCCAGGGAAUGAACUUCCUUCAGUGCCAAUUGCUGCUUUGCCCCUCACAGUAAUAGAUGUCUUUUCACCUCAACCCACAUCUCUCUCCGUGCCAUUUUAUACUUGACCACCUCUGGAGAGAAGCUUGCCAAUUUUGCUGAACUCUCUGUGCUGCUUUAAUGUUAGAGAGUAUCAACAUACAUGGAAAAAAUGAGGUAGGUGUAAGUAUCGCUGACAGCGGUUGGCGUGUUCAUACCCUUGUAUUCAUGCGCCUGAAGAAAAAUCUGGAAAUCAAAGAAAUAUGUGUUUAUCCAGAUGUCUGGUUGUAAAGAAGACUGUGGGGCUCCAGUUCAGGGGUACACCUAUAAGCCAAAAAUUCUGAGGAUGACACUGAUGGCACAAGGAUAUAUUCAACAGCUUUCACGAUUGUUUAGGUCACUUCAGUGUUCUGUUCAACAACGAACCUGUUCCAGCCUAUAAUCACAGAACCAGUUAUUCUGCUCAUAAUAUGUAAAUGGCCAAAUCGAAGUCAGUGUGCAGGAACACUACUGCCUUCCAUGAGUCAGAGGUUCAGGAAGAAUAUAAUUAUCUAUUCCAAUCCCUGCUAACUUUGGCAGUUGUUCUGGGAAAGACAUUUGAGGCUUCCACAGCUUUCCAUGAAAUGAGGUAUCUGGGGUUAGCUUGUUUUUCCCUCUUCUACAACUUCAAACAGAAAUAUGGAAUUAAGUCCAGAGCUAAGUGAUGUUUAAAGAGGCAAAACUGGCUUGGUCUGACUCCAACCAUCUGCUGGACACCCACCCAUCUCUUGGGAAGGGCUGUUGGAUCUUCAGCUUUUGCAUCCUGGCUGGACUUUCCGCAGGUAAGUUUGCCUCAGCCACCAAGAAGUGCCUUCAGCAGCACAGCACCUCCUGUUGUUCUGUGAUACCAAGUGUUUUCUGAAGAGAGAAGCCAUUACUACAACUUUAGCAUCCUUUUCUAUGCUGAUCCUAUUUUUCCAUUGAUUCCUAUUGAUGCCUCUUGGUAUCAAAAGAGAUUUCUAGCAACUUUCUGUAGGCUAGUAGACAUCUGCCAACAUUAAAUUUUGUUAAAAACUAGAUGUGGAAAUAACUUAUAAUACUUGGUAUUGUUAAAUUAGGUUCAAAGGUUUCCUUGAACUAUAUACUUUAAAAAGGCAAGUCUUUCAGACAGGAAAAGGUGUCCAUUUGGUCAUGUUGAUGGUUCAAUGCAUCAGAACACAAAACUAUUUAAAUGAGUACCACAUUGCUGCAAAUUACACUUUGUAUAUAUUCAAGUAACACCUUCAAUGAAGUCCAAGGUGUAUGAUUUGGGUUUGUUUUUUGUUUAGGCUAUGAAAUUAAAAAUGGGCUUCAGAAUCUUAUUUUUGUUAUUUUUUAAACUUUAUAUAAGACAAUAAACACUUUUAAAGAAAACUUGCAUAGUAAUGUGUAGUUCUUGUACUUCCAAGUAGGUAACACAUUGGUCUCAUUUUUCUUCACUGUGCUGAGGUAUAUUUCUAGGGUUUUUAACCAUGUAACAUGAUAAUUUUUCUAUUUUACAACCUAAAUAUAGACAAAUGCUAUGAAAACUGGAACAGGACACAAUGUAAAAUGUGAUCAAAACACAAACAAAAAACGUCGUGAUUUUUCUGUGUGGAAUAAAAUCUGUACCUCAGAAAAGACAAGACUUAAAGCACCUCUUGGCAAUUUAGCUGUUUAGAGAGUAUCUUCAAACAUUGCAUACGUUAAAUAAGUAUUGUUGUUAUUGUUUCAUUAGAGCUCUUUUGUUUCCACAUUUAGGCAAGUCUAUACUUCAAGUCUUUCAAGGUCGUUCAGAAAGUGUUACGGUGUAAUGCCAGGAUGGAGCAGUGCUCUGCUUCCUUCAGCCCUCUUCUGUGCUGCAAACCACCUGGCUGUGGAACAAAUGCAGGGAUUGUGGGUUGGCCGUGCUGCAGGGAGGGAAAAAUGCCAUGUGUUAAAAGACAGGAGCGCGAAGAGUAUCUUCUUCCUUUGGUCUCACAGACUCGUGUGCACCGGAUCCCCACAGCUUUAUCAGUGGGGCACUCGUGUCUUUCUCCCUGUAUUAAUACAUCGUUGCCGAGUUUCCCUGACUGUUCGCUCCCAAAGGGUUAAAGCAGCCUAGGUUUCCCUACAUAACCACGGGAAAGAAAAAAAAAAAAAAAAAAAAAAAUCCACCUCACCCUCCUCUUUCUUUGAACAAGGUUUGCUUCAGCUGGCAGCGAGCUCUGCAACCUGCCCUGGACCAAAUCUCCGCUGGUUGUGACACCCCCCCGGCAGAGUCACCCCUCCCGCCCGCUGAGGUCCGGCACCAGCGAGCAGUGCUCCAAGCUCCGUUCUCCCCCCGGGCCGAACCGCCGCCCUUACCGGGGGGCGGGUUGCGCAGCGCUCGGGGCACCCCAGAACCGCCCCCCCUCCCCUCCCGGCCGCCGGUCCGGAGCCGGCUGCGCGUCCUGCGCGGCGGGUGCUCCGCCAGCCCGGCGAGAGUUAACGGCGGAGCCGCCUCUCCAUUGGCGGCCGGCGGAACGGCUGCGGAGCCCGCGUUUAUAACCGGCGCAGGGGCACGCCGCCGCCGUUCCCGCCGGCACCGCGGCUCGGCUCCAUGCCGCGGCGGCCGGCAUGCCCAACCUGCUGCCGCCUUUCCUCGCCUUGCUCUGCUUCGGGGCGCCGGCGCCCGCCCUGAGGCUACCGCCGGCCGCGGGGCCAGCGCCGCCCGCCUCGCCGGAGGAGCCGUGGUGCCCGUACAAGGUGGGGGCCGAGGGGGCGGCGGGCGGGCGGCUUUGCUUCCGCACGCCGGCCCGCGGCUUCCAGUGCGCGGCCCGGGCCUGCCGCGCCCACCGCUCGCCGGGCGGCGCGUUGGUGGCCAACGUGCUGCGCAACGGCAGCGUGCUGCUGCAGUGGGGGCCGCCGCGCCCGGCCGCCGGCCUCCGCGGCUUCGCGCUCAACUGCUCCUGGGACGGCACCUACACGCGUUUCCCCUGCGACAGCGUGGAGCUGGGCGCCGCUUGCCGCGACUACCUGCUGCCGGAGGCGCACGGCAGCGUGCGCUACCGCCUCUGCCUGCAGCCGCGCUACGCGCCGCCGCGCCCCGCGCCGCCCGCCCAGUGCGUGGAGUUCCGCGUGGAGCCGGCCGCCAUGCGGGAUAUCGUCGUCGCCAUGACGGCCGUGGGGGGCUCCAUCUGCGUCAUGCUCGUCUUCAUCUGCCUGCUGGUGGCCUACAUCACCGAGAACCUCAUGAGCCCGGCUCUCGCCGCGCCGCGCCGCGCCUAGGGCGGCGCUGCCCCCCACCCCCGAACGCGGGUGGGAGUGGAGCGGGGCCGGCCCCCGCGUGUGCCGGCAGCGCCCGUUCCCCCGCAGCGCGCCCGGCGCCGCCUUCCUGCGGCUUUCCGGGGAAGGGGAGCGGUUUCCCAAACUCUGCUCGCGGCGGGUUUUUGUCCCCAAGCCUCGUUCGAAGCGUUGGGGUGGCGCGGGUUUGGCGUGCCCAAACUUGUGGGAUUCGAGGUUUCCUCAGUGUUGGGAGCUCUUCUUGCGCCUAGGGGGGCUCGUCAGCCUGAGCCAUACGUGGUUACCGAACUCACGGGAUCUCAGCGGGUUAGAAGCAAAUAAUGGCAAAGGUCCACAAGUGCCAGAAAAGUGUCUGUUUUUGAAAGCAAGCGGCAAUUCUUACAGAGGGCCUGUUUGAGAAGACUCUUCAGAACACCCUUAUUUGAAGCCUAUGCGUAAAUGCCCUUGCUCUUAGACAUGUGCUUGAAUUUUUUCCUGAGAGGGGACGUUGCUUGAAGUCAGUGGGAGAACAAAACCCAUAGCUCAGUGUGUGCUUGAUCCAAAGCCCACCUAAAUUUCAUUACUUAAGUGGGUUUUGUAUCGUGCCUUAUGCUGUUCACAAAUUCUGGGCCCUAGACUGGCUGCUGUCCAAAACAACAGGGGUUUUCUGGUCAGCUCGAGUGACCAUCAACGUCCGACACCGACUGAACCUGCUUUUCUCCCUUUAGAACUGUCAUAUUGGUAGUUUCCAAAAAGAGCAAUGCUAAAGGGUCAACUUUAGUAUGAAAAUUCCAUUUUGUUGUGCAAGUAUGAACUGAUCCUUAAAGUAAGUACAGUGUAAAUGAGCACCAUCACUGCCCACUGAAACCCCAUCUUUUAGGAAUGCUGUAUGAAGCUACACUAAGGUAAAAGCGUCUUAAACACAAAGCUCACUAGUGUUGUAGCCGAGCGUUUUGAGCAUAGGAACACUCCUUGUUAUCUGCUCACUCAAUGCUGUAGUAAGGUUUUAGCCAUAUUCUAGUAUUAAUUCUAUUGUGCCUUAGUGCUGAGAAUUUGUCCCAUUUAUAUUGGUAUACCUGUUCUCGUAGUCUUCAUAGACAAUUGUAUCUCCUCUAGUGUUUUUGUCUCAAACUAGUGGUUGUUGGUUUGUUUGUUCAGUUGUUUUUGUUCUUUUUUUUAAAAAAAAAAAAACAAACCAAACUUAGGCUGAUCAUUACUUGAACUUUAAUAUAUACACAAAAUAGUCGGUUAUCAUCUGACAAGUAUUUAUUUAGUGAGCUGUUUUUUAUUUAGUGUUGUUUGUAGUUGACUGCUGUAACAGAAGAAUACUUUAUAUCACUCAAACUGAGCACCUAAAGCAAAAGCAGGGGAACAGAUCUUCUGUAAAGGGGUAUUGCUAUUAAAAUACAUAAGUUUCAUAUGUGACCUGUUUGUGUAAAUGUUUAUCACUGGUGAAUGACCUGUAUGCUUUUCCUUGUGAAAAUAGUUUGUGAAGUAUAAACUUACUAGUAGAGGGUAAAUAUAGAAAGUAGAUGGAAUCCUUAAUAAAAUCCAGUAUUUGUACUAAUCAUAAUCCGUUCAGUAAUUACAGAGUGGCUGAGAAACUGGAGGUCUACAUUUCCUCAGGUGAAAAUACCUUUUAUUUGUUUGUUAUUCUUACUUUGUUUUCUUUCUCACAUGCAGCUGACUCUAAAUUUAACAGUGUUCUCUUUUUAUUAACUUGGCUAUGUACUUGCUUUAAGCAGCCUGACAAUAUCUAGUAUCACAGUAACAGGAAGAUGGUGACAUUCAUUGAUAUUGAAGGAUGAUGUAAUAAUUUUUCUUUUUUUAUCCCUAAGGAGAUUGACUGCUUGAAGAAAAGGCAAUCAGUCCUUAAGGACAUUAAGACAAUUUGUAUCUUCUAGUGGUUUACUUCAGUGAAUUUAAACAGAGAGUAAAUUUGAGUCAAAGGUGUUUUAAAGAUUUCAAGUCAGUCUUUCCUGUAGCCAGUUCUGCACAGGACGAUUAGAGUGGCACUGAUUUUGCAUAUCUUGUCAGCUUCUGUCAACCACUGUUACUGUUUUGUUCUUCAUCUUGUCAUGAAUUGCCAGAUGUGAAAAUUUAAUGUAUAAAUAAUGAGCCUUGUACCACCUUGGCAUUGACUUUAAUAAAUUAAGAGAACAAUGAAAAGAAAUUGAAACAUCACAAA
Messenger RNA from Tyto alba (common barn owl), 9755 nucleotides. RefSeq names its product fibronectin type III domain containing 10 (gene FNDC10). The record is from RefSeq and is a predicted model, not a curated record. Bases 6923 to 7573 code for a protein of 216 amino acids. NCBI's taxonomy places the organism in Eukaryota, Metazoa, Chordata, Aves, Strigiformes, Tytonidae. The transcript has a single exon.